AAUUACCGCGGUGUUUGUUUUUUACGCGUGGUCACCUGGCGUUCCCUCUAAGUCAGAGCAUUUUAUCCACCCUUGCAAAAUUUCAAGAUGUCAUUAACAGACCAGCUAAGAGCUUUAGCAGUCCCGAUUACAUCCAGCUAUGUAGUUGACAAUGUUCACCGCAAGUCUUUGAUUUAUGAAGAUGCUUCGAAAAUCGACACUCAGUCUUGUUAUUCAAGCUGUUUAAAGUCGUUUGAAAAACUGUGUGAGAUGGAAAACGCUUUUACCUCAUUUGGCAGUACAUUGUUUUCUGUGACGUCGUGUCAACUGGAAAUGUGCAAUCUCUUUCGUCAAGAAAAAGUAAAACUUGACAGCGAAAUCUCCAAAUUCCUGUGUUACAUUUCUUCUUUCCUUAAGCAUUUUGUUGCUGUACAAGCUUUAGAAUGGCUAGUAUUCAAGUUUCAGAUUCAUAUACAUUAUGUUGAAGAUUUUAUUCGCUGCAUCAUUCCAUAUCAUGAAACUGGUCUGUUCGUCAAGUUUAUUCAAAUUCUAAAUUUCCAGCAGUUACCUUCUUCCUUCCAGUGGUUAAAACCAUAUGCUGAAAGUGGUAAAGCCAUAUCACGGAAGGAAUUCGCUCGUCUAUGCAUCCGAGAACAUACCCUUAUUCCAUUUAUAUGUACAGCUAUCCUCAGUUAUAUGGAAUGUUGUCGCAAUUUGAUGCCAACAAGACUUAACGAUAUGACCAAUUUUUUUUUGGGAAUCGUAACCGCGUUGUGUGAUUCUGGUGUGCCUGAGAAAAAACUUCUCAAGAUAUUAGAUUGUUUUCAGGAUGUUAUAAAACAAGGAUUAAAAUCUACGAAUAUAGCUCCUUUUCAAUGCGCCACAUUUUUGGUCGUAAUACGUUUCAGUUUGAAGUUGAUAAUUAAUCAAGAACUAGUUCUCGAUUGGAUAUCUAUUAUUUUAAAGAAAACUCGACCUUCUUGUGAGUGGGAAUCAAUACGUAUUGUAAUCCAACUAAUGAGAAAUCAGCGUAUUCCUUUGUUACCUCCAAAACUUACUGAGCGUCAGAAUGUUUUAUUUUCCAAACUAUCUCCUGAAGAACAACGUAUAAUUGAAGAAGAACAGUCGGCGCUAGUCAAUGAGUACAAUGAUCCUAAUAAGUUAGCAGCGGAGUGUAUGCAGAAGUUUGAUUAUGUUCAAAAAGCUACACAGUUUGUUGAUGUUGAUAUCAAAAGCCUUGAGUCAAAAACAAAGGAACAAAAACCUGCCGACGAUAUUUUAUUAACAGAAGAGCUCAAGUUGAAAAUCGAUGAAAUUCACGCAUUUUUGUCAAGUAUCCCUAACGUAGGCUGCUGUGUAAUGAAUUGCACUUCAUCUUGUCCUAGCGGACCUUUACCAAAUUCUGAGUGUUGGUUAUCUGAUUUGUUACUUGAAAUAUUUUCCGAUGAAUGUUUUGGUAAUAAUAAUUCUGAUCAACAUAAAGUACAUUAUUCAAAAGUAGAAAUACGGCAUUAUAUUCGGUUACUAAGAUUGGUUAAAUCUUCCAUAAAUAUUCACAUAGAUUCUGGUAAAUAUGCUCAAGGGGUGGUAGUUGCAUCAGGUACACCGAAGCCAAAAUGUUCCCGUAAAUCAAUGUCGUCUUCAUAUGGUUUGUUACAGAAAGGCAUUGACAAAGUUUUACCACUCUUGGUUGCUUGCUUGUCACACCCUGCUGCUAUUAUUCGUGUAGAGGCGUACGAUAUCUUACACUUUUGGCUCAAGAAUGAUUUAUCAAAAGAUCUGGAACGCAAACCGAAUUUUUCUACCUUUUGCUCCAAUUCCGACUUGACUUCAGAUUUUGCAGCGCAUAUAGAUGAGUUGUUUCCGGAGGAAAUAAGAGAGUUGCUCCUAGGCGAUCCACUCUACUCAUUAAACAAAGUAGCUUCUCUCUUGAUCAAGGCUGUUGUUCGCCUGUUAUUCAGUCAAACAUUAAACCUAAGUACCUUGGAGGCUUGCUCAGAAAGUAAAUUUUCCAUACUUUGCUGGAAGGUCGGCCUACGUUUACUAAAUGAGGAUACCGUCGGUGAUAUUCUUUUUAUUCCGAGUAGUCCAACUGAAGAAUUUGUCAGAGGCUGGUCUGGGUUUCUAAAUUUGAUACAUUGCUCCAAUGUUCAUUUCAUCGAUUUACAUCAUAUAUGUUUAUCACGUCUUAAUCCAGCAUUAUUUGCAUCUUUAGAACGUUCUACCCUUUCAAUGAAUUCUAAUAAAGAGAAAGCAUCAAUUUUGCGGAAAUCAACUGGUUGUUUGCAAACUCUCAAUAGAAAUGUGUCAAACACGGAUCUUUAUGAAGGACCCCAAUUUAGUAUUCUUGAUGCUUUAUAUAAGCUUGGUCAUAGUAAUGGGCAGUCUGAUUUCGAUUCCGUUCAUAAAGUAUUUUCUCGUCUUCAUCUAAAUGCAGUCCAUUUCGAUUAUAUGUUCAUAAAAGCAGAUCCGUCAAGAACAGUUGGUGGUGACAACAGGUCAUUAUUUGCUCGAGUUGCUGAAGCCCGAGAAUCUCGUCGACGUAGUUUACGAAUACGGAAAACCAGGGAGACUGAUUUGGAAUUAUUAAAUGAUGAUAAAAAGGUCUAUUCAGAAAGAAUUCGCCUACGAUUUCUUAGUAUGUUAUUGUCUAUUUUAACUGAAGCUGUGCCACGGUUACAAUCAUAUGAAAUUGCAUCUACGGUUCAGAAUAAAUCAAAAUCUGUUGAUUUGAAUACAUCACUAACAGCUGUAGAUACAAAAUCACCCAAUAUUGUCGUAAAGAAAAUUAAAGAUCUUAAUUUGCCGAUGAAUGAUUUGAUCACUCCAUUAGUUAAUCAUCUUACAAGCAUCUUAAACAUGGAGCAAAAUUUGAAACAAAUAGAAGCAAAUACAAAUCAAGCAAAUGUUCUAGAGUUUGAUACAGAUAGUGAUCUGGAAUCAUUACCUGGUGAUUUGUCUGAUAUCCAUAUGGAUCAAGAGGCAGCAGAUAUUUCGAUUGUUAAUGAAGACUCGUGUAUUCGACCACUGUUGCGUCAGUGCAUUUAUAAACUUCUGAUUUGCAUCACAACUAUAUUUGCUGAAGGAAAUCGUGUUAAGCGACCUCAUAGAAAACGUUCUUAUCGGAAAACACCAACGGACCAGACAGGUCUACUUUAUGGUUUAACAUCUGCACAAGUUGCUGUGGAUCCAAUUUUCCUCUGCCUCACUGUCUACCCUGACUGGAUGUCCUUGCAUCAACAGGUUCUACUAUGUUUUAUUGAACUGUCUGUCAUGUUUCCCAGUGCAUUAUGUCACCAUUUAGUGUCUUUGGUGCAAUGGGUUGCGUGCAAUCGUCAACUUAUGCGUUUGGAUAAUGCUCAUAACCUUAGUAUUUUGGGACGUCUGAUAUUAGUAACUGUUCCGGCACUUAUUCGAGCGUCUUCUGAGCAAAUUUCUGCUGGUCUUUAUGUGCUUUAUCUCUUUAUUAUCAGAUUUGCUGAGUUCUCCACUAAUUUGGCUCGGCGUCGUUUAGCACUUUACGCGGUCCUAAUACGUGGUUUGUCUCAAGUAACUGGACCAUUCAUAACAGACAGUGAAGUAAAUCAGUCUUUUACACAAAAACAAAUUACGGAUGAAAUAAAACCAACCAAAAAAGUUGAGGGGGCUGCACGUGGAAAUGAGUGUAAAAUCUCUUUACGACCUAAAGAAAGUUGGAUUGGAAGUUGGUUAUGGGUUACGUCACUUGUAUUCUUGAACAAAAAUUGGCAAAUACAAUCAGUUGCUGAUGAAGUUGGGCCUUUUCUUAUCGAGUUGUUCUGUCAUUUCGGGUGGGAUCAUCAAGUGCUUGGACUCUGUGAAUGCAUAGAUUUUCUGAAAUAUUUGUGUACGAAUUCUUGUGAUUAUAAGCUUCCUCAAAUUGACGUAUCAGAGAACAGUGGUAGUGUUUACAUUGAAAUUGGUCAUUCGCAAAAGCGACUAAAAUUGAGUUCGUCAUGUGCGAAUCUCAGCAAAUCACCAACCAACAACUUAACAAUUAGUUCUACCGAAUCUCUGCCAAACGACAUUAAUGUGAGCACACCGACUUCUUUCAUCCAACUCGCGUCUUUUAUUUUCAAUUCAGAUAACGCAAUUCAAAAAAGCGAACAAGUCCAAACAUCUUUGAACAAUUCUGCCGUUGUAACGUUGAAUGAAAUAUGGUCUUUAGUCAAUCGAACUAUACAGUUUAUUGUAGCAUUGAUAAGAAAUCCUGAUUACUGUGAUAAAGUUCAAACAGCUUUCAGCGAUCCAUCAGGUUUAAGUGCUGUUUAUGGUCGGUUAGUGGAACAUAUUGUUCAGUUAAUGCUCGUUGUAGCUACUUUCUUGACGAAAGUAAAGAAAUCCGACGAAAAAAUGACAGACGUAGUCUCCUGUGCUGAUGAAACAUUGUCCGGUUUGCAAUCAAUUUUAGUACAGAUUUUGGACUCAGUCCCUGGUCGAGUAUUCAUCUCCAUGAUCUUGGAUUUAUUCUCAUGUGAAAACCGUGGGCUUCGUCGUAAAGCUCUCGACUUAUUAUCUGCUAAAUUAACAAGUUUAACUGCAAAUGUUCAACCAGUUCCAAUUUUAAUUGAUUUUACUAAAAUGAAUUACAAAUCCUUCCUCAAGUCGCAUAAACAUUUAGUUAGCCGAAAUUUUGUUGAUCUGAAUCGUACUAUGGAGGCUGGUUUAGUUCAGUUCACUGGGAAGCUAAUUUCAUUCUAUAAUUUGAAAAGUGGCAAGAUGGAUGGUUCCCUGAGGACAAAACAUACUACCGUUUUGGGUUCAGGAUUUUCACGUCAGUGUCUAGCUUGUUUGAGGAGUUUAACCAAAUUACUGGCCUACCGUUAUCCAGGGGAAUUCAUGAGGGCUUUGGACAGUUUAAUGACAGUUCCUAGUAAUUGGUGGAUUACUGUUGAUGUUACAGAUGCUCAUCAAGCUUCAGUUAACUCAACUGAUGAACCACUUGUGGAAAGCAAUUCGCAUGGACAUUAUUUCGGGUCAUCUCUUGCUGAGUCAAGAUCCUUAGCUUGUUUGUUUUUUGUUGAAUGUUUACAACGUUUACCACCACAGUCUUUAUAUCCAGAAGCGAGCGCAACUACUUCCCGCCUUAGUUGGUUACUUUCUUUCGCAUUAGACCAUGGUUAUACUUGUACCUCUUUUGCUUCUUCACCAAAGUUGUCCUUAAAACAAUGUUCUUUGAACUCACCGUGCAAAUCAGAUCGUUACAUGAAAUUGGUGACUGGUACUAUGCACUCAAGAGAUCAGCACUUAUUAGCUAGUUUAACACUGAUCAGCAAUCUACUUGAGUUAGCCAUCAUUCAUCGGUUAUGUCAACAGUCUAAAGGUGACUACUCUUCAGAAAAUACUGAAUCAGCUAUUGGAAAGUGGUUAGAAUUUGAGAGUACGACUAAGAAAAAUACGAAUAAUUCCGCGUAUCAAGAACCUGUUGCAGUAACACUACUAAGUCUUAUGUUUCAGCUCCGCAAAGACAACCUGUCUACACUAACAGGUUGUAAUCCGGAACGCUCUGGUCCUGUAUUUCGUCAGAUUUCAAACCUUAUUGAACACAUACAGUAAGUUACAAAGCAUUUAGUGAAUAUGUCUUUGAAAGUAUUGCGUAUAUAUUAUGUGCACAAUGUUCACAUUAAUAAAAGGAUAUUUUGAGUUACAUACUUUGAAGUCACCAAAAUAUUAACAAUGUCAACUCUUGGUUAGAUAAUUUUAUCGCCUAAACCUCAUUACAAUCGAAAUUCUAAAGCCCAAGUUCACUUAUUAAUUAGCAUUCAGUUCGUAACUACAUCAUCUCAUAGUCAUCUACACCAUUUAAAGUGAUAUGACUAGAUAUAUCCAUAGCUUUAUCUGCUCAUGUUGUUUUUUCACUCAACCAAAGAAAUAGUUCACGAAAUGCCUCUUCCAAAGCUAGUGAGUUUCUUGAUAGAAUUCAUUUACGUUCAUGGUGUGUAACGUCAAUAAGUUGUCUGUAUCCUAAACAAUGGCUGACAUGUUACCUAACCAUUAAUUCUCAUCUUACAUCUAUUUAGUGGAAAAAGAGUGACCUACAGAAUUAUUCACUUCAUUUUCAGCAACUGAGCUUAAGAUUCAAACUCGUCCAGUUUUCAUAUUUCAGUGCAGACAAAUAGGUCGUCUCUUUAGCUCUGAAACCAAAAAGUGUGGCGUAAAACGCAAUCCUUAAACAUGUCGUUGGUGUUAUGGAUUAUGUGGUAAAGGAGUUGCAUUAAAAAAAAUUAUCAUACGUUUAUGUCCUAGAGUCUCGGCGAUAACUCACUAAACACAUUUUGGUUUUCAAAAUCUUCACAAGAUUAUCUAGUGUAACUAAAAGAUUUAACAAAACUGUUGUUUUGCUGGAGUAAGGUAUAUUUAAUCCGACCAUUUAUUUGUUGCUAAAAUCAACGUUCUUUUUUCAUCGAGUCUGUUGUGGUUUUCACUUUUGUUUUAGUAGUGUUUCAGACUCAUUAGGUUAGUAUUAUCAAAUACCGAUUUAAAUGAGCCUAUUAUAUAUUCUGAUUCUGUUAGUAUCUUCUGUUAUUGGAUGUGGUUACUUGAACUAAGAUCUCUCUGUGCUACAUAAAGUAAGUAUUAUCUUGUCUUCUGUUCGGGUUUUAUUGUUACGGAACUCAAUUUUCAUAACCAAAAUGUCCAUCGUUACAGUUAGCCGCUUAAUUUUGUAUAAUUUGGCUGAAAAUAAGCUCUGAAAAUUUCAUUUCUUAGAAAUGUUUAACGUUAACCCGCCUAUUUAUGUUCAUAUUCAUAGUAAACUUCUCCGUCACAUAACAGAAGUCAGUUAUCUACUCACAUCAAUUCAGAUUGUAAUUGAAAAAGCCUCUAAAACGAAUAGUAACGUAAGUUUUCAUGUUUUAUUUAAUUGUUUUCAAUGUUAAUAAAAAAGUAUAUUUUCAUUCAUUAACUACCUCCAAUAGUGUCAUUUGAUUUAGUUCUCAAAAUAUAACACAAUAUUUUGCUGCCAGCUAUAAAUCUGAAAUUUUCAUUGUUUUUAAAAAAUGAUGUUCAUGUAAAUAACCUUCUACUGGUAUAAUAAUGUCAAUGCUGUGACAAUUCAUAAUAUAUACAACACGACAACACUAUUCGGUUUUAUGCAUAAAGUUAUGAACAAUGUUUCAGUUGCGCUGAAAGAAAUAACUAUAUGAACACUUAGUAUUUUUGUUUAUUUGAUCUAGUUAUACAGAGUAACUUCCGUGAUUAUAUAGUUUGAGUUUCCUAUUUUGUUUUAGUCAACGCAAAAAGUAAUAAGAAAAAAAUCCUUUAAAAUAUCUGGUUUCAUUUACUACUGUACUCUUUUUUCUAAAUUGGAUUUUUCAUGUUUGAUAAGAUAAUUAAUCCAUUUUUUAUGUAUGUUUACUUAGUUUGAUUUGAAGUUAUUUGUUUUCAUGUUCAAUACCUGAUUGAUUUAUUUUAGUUUGGAUUGACAAUAUCUAUAGCCUGGAUGAAUUAAUCGUACCUUAAAGCCUAAUAAAUUAUUAUUUGAAAUAGUAGAAAAGCUUCGCGACUCAGACAGAUGGUUUUUGGCUAUGUUGUGUUUGUUGAGGUACAUGGUUUCCCUGCUGAUCUUUCAUUGUCGUUCUAGACAACAUCAUCGCCUACUUCAAAUAUAAGUGAUCUUUUUAGUUAUGCCGCAAACAUUGUAUCAUUUAGUUUUGUUGUCCUCAUUUGUAAUUGGUAGUCCGUGUAGCUUCUGUCAUCCUCAUUUGCUCUUGCAUUUAUGUUGGUUGUCUUUUUCGAUUGACCUCUGACGAUGUGAUUUAUUGACCUUCUUCAUGAUAUAAUACUUACAGAAUAACUAGAAAGACUACUUCCAUGUAAACUAGGCGUCGAUUGUUUUGUCCUGAACGACAAUGCAAGCUUGAGAGGGAAACUAUGUCGCUCAGAGAUCACAACAUCAAAUUAGUGUUCAUCUUUAAUCGAUUUCUACGUAUGUUCUUUUAAAACAUGCAUUUUGUUGAUUCCUAAUCAGUUAUUUUUCAAAUAAACUUAUUUACCUCCAUAUCUUUUUAUAGACUUUAUUACAUGGUGCUUUGUCUUUCUUGUCUGAUUUUGGCGAGUCCAUGGCACCCAUUGAAGAAAACGGUGUUAUUGCUUCUAAAGAUGAAAAUCAGUUACACUCUUUCGCAACAAUGCAUGCAACUCAUCCCGACCUGACAUGGCGUUUGAUCUAUACUUGUUUGUGUACAGUUGUGAAUAGACUGAAUGAAGUUGAUUUCCGAAAUAUUACAGAAUUAAAAAAUAAUGAUAUGCUUUUAUGUCUUUACCGUUCUGUUGCUAGUUUAAUUAGUUCAUUACCAGAUGAUAAUACUCGCCUUAAAAUUUGUCAACAGUUGUUUACAUGGGUUAAUGUUCAAAAUAAUGAAGAAGAAUCAGGUGAUCAAAUCAAAGAUAUCACUGAUCAGAUGUUAUUACGUUUAUCAGUUGUAUUCAGGAUAAUAGAAAGAAUCCCAGAUUAUCUAAACACAGAAGAAUUUUCUGAGCUAAGCAAACAGAUGUAUUUAGUUGAUUACAUUGUUUUAAUAUUCAUCAUAGCUGUUGGUAAGAAAUUUAAAGGUGCUAAAAAACUGUCCAAUCGGUUAGGUUUUGGCCGAUCGCUUCAAUGCUAUUCUGAUGGAACUACAUCUUGUGUCUUAAUUUGUAUUCAUGCUUCAUUGUCAUGUUUGCACAAAUGGCUUAUUGGAGAGGUAAAAAAUGUUGGAUGUCUCGAUGCUGCCUCAAUUGGAGAAUCAGUACAAUAUAUUCCUUCUGUUUUGAUUGGAUUACUCGAUAUAUCCUGUCCAUCUUCUCAUGUACCCCCAAUAAGUGAAAUCGAUAUUCAAGAUGUAUUAGGCUCAUAUUUGAAUGCAAUAUGCGGUGAUGAAGCCUAUCUUCGUCCACUUGGUUCUGCACUGACUGAACGUAUUAUGCACUCCACGUACUGGCGUACUAGGUUAGCUGCAAUUCGACUGUUGAAGUUUGUCUUUAAUCAUUCAAAUGAUCAUGAAAUUGACAAUGAUGGGGAUGUUACAAUGGAUUCAAAACUUUCUGGUCCUGUCAGUUGUAUUGUAUCAGAUUCACUGUUAGCUCUAUCAGAAGCGUUGGAAGAUGACCGACCAGAAGUUGAAACUGAAGCCAAUAAACUGUUUGCUGAAUUAGAACAAAUGGGUCUGACUGCUACAAAAACGUAAACUAUGAAUUUACCACAAGCUUUAUCAGCUAAUAAAGAUAAAAGUUAUUUUGAAAUAAAUCCUUUUGUACAGUCUUUCCUAUGUGCUUUCUUACUCAUGUGAACAAAUAUAAUUUUGUGUGAAAGAUAUCAUUUGUACAUGGUCCCAGUUUAUGUCUUGAUCAAUUAUAUUUUUUUGAAAAAAGUCUUUUUAGUUCAAAGUUUUCAGAAUAUUAUAUCAGAUCGUCGCUUAGAUAUUUUCAUCAAUUUUUUAUUUAUCAGAAGGGGUUUUGGGGAGAUUUAGUAUUUUUCAUAGU
Schistosoma rodhaini is the source of this 9459-nucleotide messenger RNA. The record is from the annotation of a GenBank genome assembly. NCBI's taxonomy places the organism in Eukaryota, Metazoa, Platyhelminthes, Trematoda, Strigeidida, Schistosomatidae.